AUGCAACCUACAUCUGCCGACCCACACACGCCCUCGCGGCCCGUCUUCAAGUUCUGCACCCCAGCAGGCCGUGCGCUAUGCCGACAGAUAAUAUCCCAACGCGCCGGCUAUGAUCCCCACGACUACCAGCUCGACGGAGUCACACGAGCCCUCGAUGGUGCCGACUUGCUCGCUGUUACCCCCACUGGAUCAGGGAAGACAGGAUUCCUCACGAUGUUCCUGCUCGUGAUGCACACAGUAACGGCCGACCCAUCCCUCUGUUCCUCUGCGCUGCCCAGUCACUUCCGGCCCAACGCGACCAUGAUUGUUACGUGUCCGACCUUGGCGCUGCAGGAUGGCAUGGCUGCGAAAUUCACGUUGUGCGGCCUACGGCCGCUGGUCAUCAAUGCAACAACCUUGGAUCACGCAUUGCGUGAGGAGCUCCCCCGGAAGCUGUGGCGCGAGGUACCGGACCACGACGUCUUGAUUGUGACGCCUGAACAGCUCAUAUCGAAAGGGUUCGAGACCCUGCUUCAGGACAUGGCGUACCAAUCGCGGGUCGCUGCUAUGGGAGUUGACGAAGUCCAUCUCCUCACCACUUGGGGCACGAGUUUUCGGACAAAGUUCCUGGAGAUUGGGUCGACCCGCAUGCGGUUCCGGCUCCACAACCCUCCUCUUAUCAUCGCCCUCACAGCAACUCUCCUCGCUGGCGAGGAGCUCCGUCUUAUUCGUGCGUCACUGGGCCUGGUCGACAAUCACAAAUUCUACCUUUUGCGACGCUCCAACGCGCGCCACGACCUCCGCAUUGUCCUCCGUAUCAUGUCCUCACCGGUUCUAUCCUCGCGCUAUCCGGAGCUCGACUGGGUGCUCACCGAAAACUGCAAUAUCCUCAUUUUCUGUCGAACAUUCAAAGUCUCCCACCGCGUACACUCCUAUCUCACAUCCAAGCUUGCGUCGUCUUCGGCUUCGAGUGUCGACCAAGUUCGCUCAUACAACGGCCUCAACUGGGACUCUUACAACACUGCGACGUACAAUCUGCUGCAGUCUCAGCCCCCAGGGACGACUAAUCACACUGUCACGGUUGCAACUGAUCGUCUGUCGAUCGGAGUCGACUUGCAUUCGGUUGACCAUGUGGUGCUUUUCGAAUGCGAUCUUCCAAAGGACAUUAGCAGCGUUAAACAGCAAGAGGGAAGAGCACGCGAUGGACGAGGCAGGAACUCUUGUGUUAUUGUGUAUCUCCCUCGGAAC
Molecule: messenger RNA, 1227 nt
Organism: Epithele typhae
Lineage: Eukaryota; Fungi; Basidiomycota; Agaricomycetes; Polyporales; Epitheliaceae
Product: P-loop containing nucleoside triphosphate hydrolase protein
Exons: 2
Biological process (GO): double-strand break repair via homologous recombination
Cellular component (GO): chromosome; cytoplasm
Molecular function (GO): four-way junction helicase activity; 3'-5' DNA helicase activity; ATP binding
Source: RefSeq, a predicted model, not a curated record